AUGGUUGUUGCAGAGUUCAAAUUUUGCAAUCAGACCAUCUCGCAUCCUGUUUCAGGAUUAAUUACUGUCAAAGAGAUGAUAAGUGUGGUGAAACAAAAGUGGCCUUAUGUUCCUGAAGACCUCAUUCUUUUUAGUUACACUUUAAGGACAUGUGUUGAUUCUAUUUCUUCAUCUUCUGCUCCUGAUCCUGCUUCUUCGUCAUUAUCAAGUUGUAUUUCAAUCGAUGAGGUAGUUCAAUUGGAAGACGUCACUGAUGAUGCGUGUUUGAUCAAAAAGGUCCCGAAGAAGUCUGAUGCUUGGGUCAACAUCUUAACUGGAGUAGGGCAGUUGUUUGAAGGUGGUAUUAAAGAAGUUAAGGAUUAUGUUACAAAGAGGAAAAUUGUCGCUGGAGGUUUCACGCCUCUCUCCUCGCCAACAAAAGGUGUAUUUCGAUGCAAGAGAUACAUUGGAGAGCAUUCAUGUAGUUUAGCUUCUUCUGACCCAUCAAAAGUUAGGAUGAGAAAAUCGUUUUUGAAGGAUAUAUUGGCAGAUGAUUUACGAGCAUCUAAGAAGAAGAAGACUGCUUCUGAUGUUAUAGAUUUACUCCGAAUGGAAUACGGAGUUGACCUCACGUAUAGUCAGGCGUACCACGGUUUACAAUUCACCAAGCAAUUUUUUUGGGGUGAUGACAUCAAGUCUUAUUCAGAUUUUGUUUGGUAUAAAGAUGCCAUUAAACAUUACAAUCCUGGAAGCGUCGUGAAUUUUGAAGCUUCUAUAACUGGUUUCAACAAUUACUGUCGUCCGAUGCUAUUUAUUGAUUGUACCUUUCUCACUGGGAAGUUCAAAGGUGGUCUUAUGGUUGCUUGCGGCAAAACUGGUAACCAAGGUGGUAUUAUUCGUGAAGAUCGUCCACUGACCAUCAUAUCAGAUCGUGGAAAUGGCCUUUUGAAGCAUGUGUCUGUAGUCUUCCCAAAGGCUUUCCAUUCAUACUGUUUGUACCAUAUGAAAGGAAAUAUUCCUAUUCCAAAGGGCAAGAGCAAACAAACUGCAGUCAAGUUAUUCGAAGAGUGCUACACUGCAUUAACAAAGGAAAAUUUUUAUGCUGCUGCGAAGAGUAUGAGUAAUCUAAAGUUGGAUUCAGUGGUUGCUUGGAUGAUGAAGAUUCCAUUUGAGAAUUGGGCUGCUCAUGCAUUUCUAGGAUAA
Molecule: messenger RNA, 1182 nt
Organism: Papaver somniferum (opium poppy)
Lineage: Eukaryota; Viridiplantae; Streptophyta; Magnoliopsida; Ranunculales; Papaveraceae
Exons: 4
Coding region: 1-1182 (393 amino acids)
Source: RefSeq, a predicted model, not a curated record